AUGGAAACAAUAUUGCAAAAAGAGUAAUAAUUUAUUCAAGACCUAGAUGGAUAAAAACUAUGGGAAGAUAAUAAGGCAGUUUAAGAGGAACCCAUAUAUUUCAUUACCAUAGGUCUUUUCGUAAUUUAUUUAAUGAUUAAUUUAUAAUUUAUCCCAUCUAAAGAUAAUAUGAAUAUUUUACUUAAAAAUCAAAACUGAAUUUGUUGAUUAUCUAUUAAUAUUAUAUGAAAGUAUAUUUUUAAAUCAUCGUGGACUUAUUGUUUGGAAAUUUGCUGUACUUAAUAUCAAUACAGAAAGGUUUCCAUAAAAAGUGA
Paramecium sonneborni is the source of this 314-nucleotide messenger RNA. The record is from the annotation of a GenBank genome assembly. NCBI's taxonomy places the organism in Eukaryota, Ciliophora, Oligohymenophorea, Peniculida, Parameciidae.